Messenger RNA from Drosophila yakuba, 2832 nucleotides. RefSeq names its product casein kinase I (gene gish). Gene Ontology annotation, molecular function: ATP binding; protein serine/threonine kinase activity. NCBI's taxonomy places the organism in Eukaryota, Metazoa, Arthropoda, Insecta, Diptera, Drosophilidae. Gene Ontology annotation, biological process: signal transduction; peptidyl-serine phosphorylation; positive regulation of canonical Wnt signaling pathway. Gene Ontology annotation, cellular component: plasma membrane; nucleus; cytoplasm. The transcript is spliced from 14 exons. The record is from RefSeq and is a predicted model, not a curated record. Bases 557 to 2002 code for a protein of 481 amino acids.
AUCGCUUGGCGCGGCAGUUGUCAUUCCGUCUCCUCCUCCGCCGUACUAGUGUUUUUGCAAUCGCAGCUCUCUCGCAAAUCUGGCGGUGCGCUGCGGGUGUGCAGUACAUAUACUUGUGAGAACUUGUGCCAACCAGAUGUGCAAUACAAGUGCUAAAAUUGUGUAAAAUCCAAGUCAAGUCGCCAACCAAACAAUUAUAACAAAGGCAGUAAAAAUAAAAACACGUUCUUAAACACAACAGCAUUAAAUCAGCAGCAGCAGCAACAAAAACAACAACAAACACUACAACGAAGAGUGAACGGCCUCAAAGUCAACAACAGCUGCUUACAGUUCGACAGUCACUGGGCGUCGACGAUCCCCCGCGACGCUCUGUUUUUUACUCUUCCACGGGAUUCCAUGCAUGAGGCCCUUCUCGCCAUCUCGUUCCCACUGAAAGUACCGUUCCACGGCGUCCACCGGUGGCGGUGGCCCACAAUCGACAACUGCCGGUCCAUCCGCUGGUAAUGUGGCAAAUGCCACCACAGCCCUAGCCGGUGGUAAGAGCUCAAGCAAUAACAUGUAUUCCACCCGCCAAUCUGUAAGCACCACAACCGGUGUACUUAUGGUCGGACCAAAUUUUCGUGUCGGUAAAAAAAUUGGCUGUGGUAAUUUUGGCGAAUUGCGUUUAGGCAAAAAUCUUUACAACAAUGAACAUGUAGCAAUAAAAAUGGAGCCUAUGAAGUCAAAGGCUCCGCAACUACACUUAGAGUAUAGGUUUUAUAAACUAUUAGGAUCACAUGCCGAUAACGCCCCAGAUGGCAUACCACGCAUUUAUCACUUGGGCACUUGCGGUGGCCGUUACAAUGCCAUGGUUUUAGAGUUAUUGGGAUUAUCAUUAGAAGAUCUCUUCAAUAUUUGCGCCCGUAAAUUUUCACUUAAGACUGUAUUGAUGAUAGCGAAACAACUUCUCCACCGGAUCGAAUAUGUUCAUAGUCGGCACUUAAUAUAUAGGGAUGUGAAACCUGAGAACUUUCUCAUUGGCAGAACGUCAACAAAACGUGAAAAAAUUAUACAUAUAAUUGAUUUCGGUUUGGCCAAAGAAUACAUUGAUUUAGAUACAAAUAGGCAUAUACCAUAUCGGGAGCAUAAGUCCCUAACUGGAACGGCACGUUAUAUGUCAAUCAACACGCACAUGGGGCGUGAGCAGUCGCGACGCGAUGAUCUGGAGGCAUUGGGACAUAUGUUUAUGUAUUUCUUAAGGGGUUCACUGCCGUGGCAAGGCCUAAAGGCUGAUACACUCAAGGAGAGAUAUCAAAAAAUCGGUGAUACGAAACGAGCAACGCCCAUCGAGGUGCUUUGUGAUGGACAUCCGGAAGAGUUUGCGACAUAUUUGCGUUAUGUACGGCGGCUAGAUUUUUUCGAAACUCCCGACUAUGAUUUUCUGCGAAGACUGUUUCAAGACUUAUUCGAUCGUAAGGGAUACACCGACGAGGGCGAGUUCGACUGGACAGGGAAGACAAUGACCAAGGAACAGCUGGACCAAAUGAAGGUCAUUAAGAAUGCACCGCCAUCGCAUUUGGCCAAAAAUAAGUCUGACAAGUCAACGCCCGUCGGAUCUCUGCAAACUGGCCAUGAAGUCAUCAUUUCACCAAAUAAAGAUCGUCAUAAUGUUACGGCUAAGGAUGUUUCUUAUUUUGAUUUUGAUGACGAAGUUGAUAAUGAGAAUGAAGAAUAUAUAAUACUCCAGACAAAUGCCAAAGGAGGUGUUGCUGCGUGGCCUGAUGUGCCAAAGCCGGGGGCAACACUGGGCAAUCUAACGCCGGCCGAUCGGCAUGGUUCAGUACAGGUUGUGAGUUCGACGAAUGGCGAACUAAAUCCGGACGAUCCCACGGCCGGACACUCAAACACACCCAUCACACAGCAGCCGGAAGUCGAAGUGGUCGAUGAAACAAAUGGUUCCUUAUAUUCCAGAUGUUGUUGUUUCUUUAAACGAAAGAAGAAGAAAUCGACGCGCCAAAAAUGACUAGACGGUGUACAAUGUAGUCCAGAACGCGAGGCAGUCACCCUGCUGCGUGCCACUUCACAUUCAAACUCACGGGAUAGCGUAUUGAAUAAUCCGAGUCAGGAUUAUAUCCAACAGGCAACGUCGCAGCAUACGUUGCGUUAUCCUCCAUCCGCGUCGAUGUUGACGCCAACACCAACUACAAACACACCGACACUUCCGUUGUAAUUUAUAUAAAUAUAAAGCCUGAUGCAAAAUGCAGAAAGCAACAAAAAAAUAUUAAACGAAACCCAACAAAACAAAAAUAAAAACAAAACAAAUGAACCCCGUACACAUUAAAUACACUAAAAAACAGUAAAAACAAACAAAAUGAAACCAAUUUUGAUUAAUUAUUGUAAUGAUUGUAUUUUAUUAUUAUUUUUAUUAUUUACCAAUUUUGCGUUUAUUAUAUAAAUUAUUAUAAUUAUUAAUUAUAUUAUUAAUUAAUGCUAUUAUAAAUAAAAAAGAAAACAAAAUUCAAACGUAAUUCAAAACGACUAGAAUCGACACGGCGACUCAAGCCAGAAUCACUCACAGCCAGGGCAGCUCCUCCCGUCGGUGUCUUGUGAAGGGAAUCGUAAAAAAAGCUCCCUAAAACCACUAUCACUAUCAAUACCCCUCAGAACCCUAUUGCUCUUAACUGAAGGAAACUUAAACACACAAAAACCACUUAAAGCAUAUUUAUAUAUUAUAUACAUAUUAAAAGAGACAAAAACAAAACUAGUGCAGCAUCAUUUAAUGAGAGAAAGAAGAACAUAUUUAUACGCAACCAACAAACUUGUAAAUUAUAAUGAAAGAAAAGAAAGCAAAAA